AUGUCAAGAACAGAAAUUCGAAAUCCACAUUCUCUGAUAGUGGAAAAACAAGUGAGUCAUUAUGUCCUUUCUUUAAAUUGUCUUUAUGUAAAAAUCAUUUAGCUGACUCAAAAAGCGGCUGAAAUCUUCAAGAAUAUACGUUCUCGCAGUGAAGUAUUGCGAGGAAAAGCGGAUAAUUUGGAAAACUACUGUCGAGAAGUUACUUUGAGAACCACGCGAUCUGUUUCCAAGGUUUCCCGGAUUAAAAACGUGAAAACUGUUGAGCAGGUACAGUGUUCUAUGUUUUUCAAUUAUAAGAAUGGCAAAUGUUAUUAUCAGAUAGUUGUGGACCGCAAAGAACAACCCGAGCAACCUGUCAAAGAUGAAAAUGCUCAAGUGAAAGAGUAUGACGAAUUGUUACUGGAAAAUUUUCGCAAAAAUGAUUUCGAGGCAACGAACAAUAUUCGUUUUGUGGUAAGCAUUGACAUAACCUUUUCCUCAAAUAUAUAUUUAUCCAGAAUGCUCCUUUCAUCGUGGAAUCAUCCAUUGAAGAAAAUUACAAUAAACUGUGGAAUAGGGGACAAGAAAAUGAUGAAGGUACCGAUACGAAUGGAAAUAACGAUAUACAAGAUGAUGUUUUGGAUUCGACGUCAACUACAACUCGGAUACCGUUUGAAAAUACUGCGAUAAGUGAUCCAAGGAAAGACGACAUUUCGGCGGAUUCUGAGUCGGAUUCGGGUACUGCAACUCGUUCAAAUAAGAACUCCGCAGACACUAUGGAAACAACUGCAAAAUCUAUUGUAUCCUCCUUGGAAGACUCGGAUACAAUCGCAAGUAG
This is a messenger RNA of Caenorhabditis sp. 36 PRJEB53466, 817 nucleotides long. The record is from the annotation of a GenBank genome assembly. Lineage: Eukaryota; Metazoa; Nematoda; Chromadorea; Rhabditida; Rhabditidae.